AUGACACGCAGAAGUGCCGCUAUCCCUGACCUAGUCGGUCAGGCUAUAGACGAUGGCCGUCUCCAGAUCACGUCUACUCUCGGCGCGGGAUCCAACGGCGUCGUCUUUCUCGCGACCGACACCACCUCCUCGCCAGUGUGUCCCACCCAAUACGCCUUGAAAUGUAUCUUGAAGGCGAAGGAGGGGACUCGGCGUUAUCAUAUCCAGAAACAAGAGAUCGCCAACCACCUGAAGGCGUCGUGCCACCCGAACGUGCUGACGCUGCACCGGGUAGUCGAAGAUGGCGUGUUCCUUUUCUUGGUUAUGGACUAUUGUUCAGGUGGCGAUCUGUUUCAGUUCCUCUUCGACCAUCGUGUCCGGCGUGGAGACGAUGCGAUGGUGAAGAAGCUCAUGCUUCAGAUCAUCGACGCUGUAGACGCAUGUCAUCAGUUAGGCAUAUACCAUCGAGACGUCAAGCCGGAAAAUCUACUCUGCAGUGAAGACGGCUCGCGAAUCUUCCUUUGCGACUUCGGCCUGUCCACCCGACGACCAUACAGCACGACUUUCGGUGCAGGUAGCUCCUAUUACAUGAGUCCUGAAUGCAUGAACGUCGACGGCCUGGGACGGCCAUAUUCUAGUCGCGCCAACGACAUAUGGGCGCUCGGCGUCAUCCUCACCGCCAUGAUCUCCGGUCAUAAUCCCUGGCGGCGCGCCGUGUACGGCGACGCAUGUUAUCGCGCCUAUGUCCACGACCCAGAAUUCCUGCUCAGAACGUUGCCCAUAUCGGUCGGCACCAACGACAUCCUCAGAAGCAUUUUCACCACCGACGCGAGCCGCAUAGAACUUCCCUUCCUCCGUCUCAUGAUCCUACAAACCGAGACAUUCUACGCCCGGAUACCAUCGAAAUCACCAUCCCAAAGACGGCAUCGUGCAGACGCGGAUUGGAGAAUACGGUUCUGGAGAGUAGGAAGGAGUUCGGUGGCGGACGCCUCAGGCAAAAUGCCCCCGCAUACAGCGUCCAUGCCCAGUCUCGGGCACGCCAACGGCUAUCCCAGACACGACUCUUUGCAUACAACGCCCACCGAAAUCGAUAGCGGUGGACCGACAACACCAGACCCCACACGCGAAAAUCUGUACGAUAUGCCAGAGUGUCUCGAUGUAGGGGGUAGAACACAGUUCUUCGCUCCGCUCGAUACCUCCUAUGAUAGCAGAAGGGCACAAGCCAAGUCGCACGGAGGCAUCUUUCGGCGUAUGGCUGGUAGACUAUCCCUAUUUUGAUACUGCAUGGCUUUGUUGUUAUCCCACCAAAUAUAGAAAGAUAUCUACGC
Postia placenta MAD-698-R-SB12 is the source of this 1307-nucleotide messenger RNA. RefSeq lists its product as hypothetical. The transcript has 2 exons. Gene Ontology annotation, biological process: intracellular signal transduction; protein phosphorylation. Bases 1 to 1257 code for a protein of 418 amino acids. Gene Ontology annotation, molecular function: ATP binding; protein serine/threonine kinase activity. The record is from RefSeq and is a predicted model, not a curated record. Lineage: Eukaryota; Fungi; Basidiomycota; Agaricomycetes; Polyporales; Adustoporiaceae.